GUGCCUUCCCCGCCAUCCAGGUGCCACCCCCCCGCCCGUCCCCAUGGAGUGAGAGCGCACGGGGGUCUCUGCACCGGCGCGGCCCCCGCAGCGCCAGGAGGAAAGCUGGAAGGCGCCGCAAAUAUGAGCGACUUCUGGCACAAGCUGGGCUGCUGCGUCGUGGAGAAGCCACAGCCCAAGAAGAGGAGGAGACGGAUCGACCGCUCCAUGAUUGGCGAGCCCAUGAACUUCGUGCACCUGACGCACAUCGGCUCCGGAGACAUGGCCGCGGGCGAAGGCCUGCCCAUGACAGGCGCUGUCCAGGAGAUGAGGUCCAAGGGCGGACGGGAGCGGCAGUGGAGCAGCUCCCGGGUGUUGUAGCAUAUUCUUGGCUCUUUCAGCCCGAACUUGAACUGCCUGAUCCCCACACCGGAGGAAAAGCCAACCUCGAGCACUUGAUUCCCGUGGUAACUUAUGCAGACCGAGGCUCGCGCCCGUCCCGGUGGCUCGGGGUCAUUCCCCACAGAUCCCUCCUUCCCCGUGGCACCGGGCCGGCAACGCGGGGGAAAACGGGGCAGCCCACUCCACGCCGGGAGACACCGGGCGCAGCUGAGAUGUGCCAAAUCCUCCCACUACUCCCUCUCCCCACAACCCAGCCGGCACCGGUGUCUCCCACGGGCCCCUCUCGGCGCUGCCCCCGGUGCCUCGGUUUCCCCGGUGGACGGUGGCGAGGUCGGUUCUGCCGCAGGGGCUGAGCUGGCAAGGCGUUACAAAGAGCACAGGGCGUCCUGCAGCUCCGGCACCGCCACCGAGCCCGCGUUUCCUCCAGCCUUCAGCUGGCAUCGUCGCCAGCAGACCUCCGCCUUCCUUCUUUUUUAGGAUAUUUUUUGUUUUUUUUUUUUAAAGCUCAAAACCCCUCACCUUGGCGGCCUCUCCCGCCCCCACCAGGCUUUAACCGGCACCGGCCGCUCCCCCAGGAAGGAGGGACUCCCUCGGGUUCCGAAUUCAGGCGCACGUGUACAUAGUUUAAAUAGCGCUGGGGCUGAACAGGAACGAGCAGGUGCUGGAGCCACGCCGGGCGGCUGAGGCCUUCCCUUCCUUUCCCUUCCUUUCCUUUCCCUUCCUUCCCUGUGCUCCCGGGGAUGCUGGGAUGCUCCUGCACAGCGCUGGGCUCCUCCAGCCCCGCAGCGCCCGGCGCUUGUGAGGGAGCACAGAUGCUUGAGUCAGUUUUUAUCCCCUUGGAAAACCCACUGGAAAAACAAACCAACGACCCCCCCCCCCCUUUGAAAUAAAACCUUGUGCUAGGCCAA
Molecule: messenger RNA, 1289 nt
Organism: Numida meleagris (helmeted guineafowl)
Lineage: Eukaryota; Metazoa; Chordata; Aves; Galliformes; Numididae
Gene: CDC42SE1
Product: CDC42 small effector 1
Biological process (GO): regulation of Rho protein signal transduction
Cellular component (GO): plasma membrane
Molecular function (GO): small GTPase binding
Source: RefSeq, a predicted model, not a curated record